GACGUGACCUCACGUAAUUGCGUCAGAGGUGAAAGGUCGUGAGUCUGACAGCGCCACAUGUAUAUUGUUGUGUUGUUGAUGCUGGACAUUUAAAAGGUUUUAUUUCUUCAAGGUGUCUCUUCUCGCCUUUGGGUCCAGACUCAGGUUCAGUGUGUGUUCUCCGUCCUGUCCUGAGGUGACAUGAGGAACCUGAAGCUGCUGAAGAGCCUGCGCAGCUCGGAGCUGCAGGGUCCAGGCUCCCCGCAGUUUUUCUCUGUGCGGGCCGACACCGGCUCACUGCUGGUUGCCUCUCAGUACUCCAUCACAGAGUAUGACCCCCGGACUGGCCAGGUGGUCAGUGAAGCCUCGCUGACAGCGGAUGGUUUCCUCCCGGAGGAUGGCAGCGGUGUGGUGGUAGGACUGCAGGACCUGGCUGAACUCGAGUCGGCGUGUUUGGCCACAGCUGGUGGUGACGUCGUCCUCUUCAACCUCAACACGUGCCAGUUGGAGUGUGUUGGCAGUGUGGACAGUGGUCUAACAUCGAUGAGCUGGAGUCCUGAUGAGGAGCUCGUCAUUCUCACCACCGGUCAGGAAACAAUCAUCAUGAUGACCAAAGACUUUGAACCGAUCACUGAGGUCGGAAUCCACCAGGACGACUUUCGGUGAAGGUACAGUGGCUCUAAAUGGACUGUGCUCAGAUC
Lates calcarifer (barramundi perch) is the source of this 680-nucleotide messenger RNA. Its product is annotated as elongator complex protein 1-like. Gene Ontology annotation, molecular function: tRNA binding. NCBI's taxonomy places the organism in Eukaryota, Metazoa, Chordata, Actinopteri, Centropomidae. Gene Ontology annotation, biological process: tRNA wobble base 5-methoxycarbonylmethyl-2-thiouridinylation. Gene Ontology annotation, cellular component: cytosol; elongator holoenzyme complex. The record is from RefSeq and is a predicted model, not a curated record.